Molecule: messenger RNA, 9003 nt
Organism: Anolis carolinensis (green anole)
Lineage: Eukaryota; Metazoa; Chordata; Lepidosauria; Squamata; Anolidae
Gene: adamts18
Product: ADAM metallopeptidase with thrombospondin type 1 motif 18
Exons: 23
Coding region: 135-3803 (1222 amino acids)
Biological process (GO): extracellular matrix organization; proteolysis
Cellular component (GO): extracellular matrix
Molecular function (GO): metalloendopeptidase activity
Source: RefSeq, a predicted model, not a curated record
GCGGCGGGGCUGGGAGCUGCCUCCGCACGUGGCUGGAGAAGGAGAAGGAGGCGAAGGAGGCGGAGGAGGGGGAGGCGUCUGCCGGGGCAGGUGAAGCCUCCUCCGAGCCCGAUGUCCCCCGGAGAAAGGGCCCCAUGCCUCGCCUGCUCUCCUUCUUCCUCCCGUGGGCUUGGUCCGCGGCGCUUAUCGGCGGCUCCUCGAUGCUGGCCAAGGGUUUGCAACUGUGCUGCUUCUGUUGCGCGUCUUUGGCGGCGGCGGCGCUCCCCGGGGACAGCAGCAGCCUCGCAGGCUCCAGCCACGAUUACAUCUUUGUCACCCCCGUCGAGGUGGACUCCAGCGGAUCAUACAUUUCGCACAAUGUUUUGCACAGCACUAGGAAAAAGAGGACUGCUCCAAGCUCAAGGAAUUCCUUGCACUACAGAUUUUCAGCAUUUGGACAGGAGCUACACUUGGAGCUUGAACCCUCUGUCUUUUUUAGUAACAAUUUGAUGGUUCAGGUGUUUGGGAAAGAUGGAAUUAUAGAUUCUAAAGAACAUGAAAUCGAACAGUGUUUCUAUCAAGGAUUUAUAAGGAACUAUAGCUCUUCUUCGGUUGCCCUAUCUACAUGCAUAGGCUUGUCAGGUUUGAUAAGGACACAGGAGAAUGACUUCCUUAUAUCUCCAUUACCUCAACACCUAGCACAGGAACACAACUACACGCCACCCGCUGGGCACCAUCCGCAUGUAUUGUACAAACGGACAGCAGAAGACAAAGUGCACCGGUACAAAAUAGAUUCACAUCCCCAUCACUUUCCCCUUGGCCAUCACAGAAAUCACACUGCCCACAAGUACCAGGUUCGAGCAAAUGAUUACCACCACGGAAGGUUUCAAAAGCAGCAUUUUUGUGGACGUCACAAGAAAUAUGCACCUAAACCACCAGCAGAGGAAACAUUCAUUCUUUCUGAUGAAUAUGGAAGUUUGACAAGGUUGAAAAGAUCUCCUAUUAAAAGCCAGAAAGGUGGAACUUUGAAUGUAGAAACUCUGGUUGUGGCUGAUAAGAAAAUGCUGGAGAAACACAAUAAGGAGAAUGUUACAACCUACAUCUUAACAGUGAUGAACAUGGUAUCAAGUCUUUUCAAGGAUGGCACAAUCGGAAGUGAUAUUAAUAUUGUGAUUGUGAGCCUUCUUCUUUUGGAGCAAGAACCUGGUGGACUGGUGAUCAACCAUCAUGCAGACCAAUCAUUAAACAGCUUUUGUCAGUGGCAAUCAGCUUUGGUUGGAAAGAAUGGAAAACGUCAUGAUCAUGCCAUCUUGCUCACUGGAUUUGAUAUAUGCUCCUGGAAGAAUGAGCCAUGUGACACUUUAGGCUUUGCUCCAAUCAGCGGAAUGUGCAGCAAAUACCGCAGUUGUACCAUCAACGAAGACACUGGGCUCGGUCUGGCAUUUACUGUUGCUCAUGAAUCUGGACACAACUUGGGCAUGAUUCAUGAUGGAGAAGGAAAUCCUUGCAGGAAAGCUGAAGGUAACAUCAUGUCUCCCACUCUCACAGGAAACAAUGGUGUUUUUUCGUGGUCAGUUUGCAGCCGACAGUAUCUUAACAAAUUUCUCAGUACUUCUCAAGCAGCUUGCCUGAUAGAUGAACCAAAACAGGCAGGACAAUACAAAUACCCCGAUAAACUCCCAGGGCAGAUCUAUGAUGCUGAUACACAAUGCAAAUGGCAGUUUGGAGCAAAAGCAAAACUCUGCAACCUGAGUUUUGUGAAGGAUAUAUGUAAAUCGUUAUGGUGCCAUAAAAUAGGCCAUCGAUGUGAGACAAAAUUUAUGCCAGCUGCAGAAGGAACCCCUUGUGGGAUAAGCAUGUGGUGUCGACGAGGUCAAUGUGUACGAUAUGGAGACUAUGGUCCUAAACCUAUUAAUGGCCAGUGGUCCACAUGGUCUAAGUGGAUGGAUUGCUCAAGAACUUGUGGGGUUGGAGUUACAUACCAAGAGAGGAACUGCAACAAUCCAAAGCCUCAGCAUGGGGGCAAAUUCUGUCAGGGCUCAAGUCGCAUUUAUCAGCUUUGCAAUACUCAGCCUUGCCCAUCUGGUAGCCCCAAUUUCCGUGCCCAGCAAUGUGCCGAGUAUAACAGCAAACCUUUCCGUGGGUGGUACUACAAAUGGAAACCUUACACCAAAGUAGAAGAGAAAGAUUUCUGCAAGCUGUACUGCACAGCAGAAGACUUUGAUUUUUUCUUUGCAAUGUCUAAUCAAGUGAAAGAUGGAACCCCCUGCUCCGCAAACAACCAUGACGUGUGCAUUGAUGGGAUCUGUGAGCAAGUAGGGUGUGACCAUCAGCUCGGCUCUAACACUACUUUGGAUGCUUGUGGAGUUUGCAAAGGAGAUAAUUCUACAUGCACCUUCUUUUCAGGCCGUUAUUUGAUACAGCAUAAAAUGAAUGAUUAUUACCCUAUUGUUACAAUUCCAGCAGGCGCUUAUAGCAUUGAAGUCCAGGAAUUGCAGAUGUCUAGCAGCUACCUUGCAGUGCGUAACUUGAAUAAGAGAUAUUACUUAACAAAAGAGUGGACUAUUGACUGGCCUGGAAAAUUCUACUUUGCUGGAACAGUAUUUGAAUAUCAGCGCUCUUUUAAUCAUCCAGAAAGGCUCAUUGCAUCUGGGCCAACAAAUGAGACCCUCGUCUUUGAAAUCCUGUUACAAGGGAAAAACCCAGGAAUUGCUUGGCAGUACACCUUCUCGAAGAUGAUCAACAAGAAUAAAAUAUUCACAAAAAGACACAGCUAUAUGUGGGUGACAGUGCAGUCUGAGUGUUCAGUCACAUGUGGUGGGGGACACUUGAUAUCGAAAGCUGUAUGUUUACAGGAUCAUCAAACCCGAGUCAAUUCCUCCCUCUGUGGCCCAAAGACCAAACCUUUGACGGAGACAAAAAUAUGUAAUGGAAAUCCUUGUCCAGCCUACUGGUCAGCCGGUGAGUGGAAUGCUUGCAGCAGGUCUUGUGGUGGAGGACAAAAAAGUCGUCAGAUCCAGUGUGUCCAGAAAAGGGCUUUUCAGAAGGAGAACAUUGUGCCUCAUGCACUUUGCCCAGUUACAACUCCAGCACAGAUACAAACAUGUAAUACUCAAGACUGUCUGCCGGAAUGGAGUCCUGGACCGUGGUCUCAGUGUUCCAAAACAUGUGGAAGAGGUGUUAUAAAACGUGAUGUUUUCUGCAAAAGUGCAGGACCCUCCAUACUGAAAAUCCUGCCAGAGAAUAUGUGCAACAGCAGAACAAAACCAGAAACACAACAGAUGUGUGUUUUGGGACGGUGUCCCAAAAAUGAUCGGCUUCAGUGGGUAAUUUCUUCAUGGAGCGAGUGUUCAGUUACCUGUGGCCCAGGUUUAAGGAGGCGAGAGAUGCAAUGCAGUGAGAAAAGCAUCAGUGGCAAAUUGAUCACUUUCCCACCCCGACGUUGCCGAAAUCUCAAGAAGCCACACAUUGAACUAGAAGAGGUGUGCAACCGAGGAGCAUGUCCCCUGCACCAUUUGUACAGUAGAGUGUCUGGAUGGUAUUCUUCACCUUGGCAACAGUGUUCAGUGACCUGUGGCGGUGGAGUACAAACACGGAUGGUGCAGUGUCUUUAUCAGGGCCAGAUAGCUACAGGUUGCCUUCCUCAUCAACAACCUGCAAUGUCCAGAGCCUGCAAUACUAACUUCUGCCUUGUUCCUGAAAAGAAAGAUGAUCCUUCUUGUGUGGAUUUCUUCGCUUGGUGCCACCUUGUCCCCCAACACGGUGUCUGCAAUCACAAGUUUUACGGCAAACAAUGCUGCAAAUCAUGUACAUGGAAGAACUGAUUUAAAUGGCCUGAGUCUGACUUUUUGGUGCUAUCGAGUCUUCCUCUCUGCUGAUGUUGAAAUGUUUUGUGAGGCUUCUAGAACUGAAUGUCACAGAGAUUGCCAGUGAAAGUGUUUUGGGUAUUAUAGAGCAGUAUCUGCUCUGGUAAACUUUGUGCUGAAUGAGACAUACAGAAAAUCUGCGCUGUUACCAAACACCUAGGGUGUUGCUGAACAUUAGCAGAUUAGGUGCUUUCUGUCUUUUCUGAUGUUCUCUGUUGAAAGAGAGAAGAAAAUCAACUGCAUUGUUGAUGGCCGAAGCCAGUCUCCAGAAUGAACUGGCAUGUUUGGCAUGGUGAAUUAUGAAUUAUGACUGUUGAUGUGAGUUCUCUGAAAGAAGGAGAAAAUUAUCAAGAUAAAUUCCGUUAGUGGCCAUGGAGACAAUGCAUUGUGCUCCCUAACAAAGGAUUUAUGGUAUCCACAAUAAUCACAUAUGCUGCACUAUCUAAAUAAAUCAAAGCUGGGGCACCUUUCUAUAUUUCUAACCAUUACUACUCAUAGAUGUGGCACAUGGACUGGUACGAAUCCAUGAGUCAUUGGCUGAUAGUACCACACAAGUUUCCAGGACAGAAAGAGCAAGUAGACGCCAAUAACUUGAAACAUGGUACUGGUGCUUGACAUAUUGGGGAGAGGAUUGCCAGUCCCCACAGCAAGUAACUUGAGGUUGCUGUUUUCAGCUAAAAGUCUCACAAUUCCUUAGUGUUUACUGUAAUAAUUAGAGCUUUUGGUAACUGAAGUUUGAAAAUGCCUCCCACUCCUGAGAUAAAAUGUGCUUUUCAAUUUCACUUGCUGCUGGGAAAGCAAGAAUUAGUACUCAGGCAAGGUUUAUGAACCACUAGAGAGGCAGGCACUCAUUGUUCACCUUUCCACUUUGAAUAGUACUCAGGCAAGGUUUAUGAACCACUAGAGAGGCAGGCACUCAUUGAGUUGCUCCAUCCAGAAGAACAAUGCGUUUUUUUCUAGCAUGGCUGUGUAGUAUGAAUUUCAUACCUCAGCUAACAUAUGAAUUAUGCACAUUUGCUGUCAUGCACAUUAUUGUUGGUGCUAGAACAUAAUUAUUGUCAGAAUCCCACAAUUUUAAACACACUUAAUAAAGAACCUGUAGAACUGGGAUGUGAAAAUAUAGGCUGAGAUUCUGCCUCAUCAGAUAUAGCUACCAUGACAAACUCCAUAAUCUAAACUACUCCUGCUAGUGCCACCAUCUUCAGAUAUAGCUACUAGGCAUGUCUGAUCGAUGAAAAAAAUGUUUCAAUUCUCGUUUCUAAAGUAGGGGGCGCUGGCGCUUCGAUAUAGAAAGUAUUUCCGAUUUUUUCACUCAAAAAUUUCGGAUAUUUCCGAAAAUUCGUAAUGAUUCUAAAUGUUUCUAAAAUGGCAGGCGCGCAUGUGCAAUUGCCAAAAAAAAGGAACCUGGGGGGGGACUUUUACAGGGCUCUCCCGCCCCCAUUUCUUGAGCUAUCCUCAUCAACCCUAGCCCCCACCUUUGCAUCCAUCGUGGAAGCUUCUGAUUGGCCGGGGAGCGGCAGCCAUGUUAGCCUGCACUAAGCUCCCAUUCUAGGUAGGUUGCAGAAACAAAACAAAAUUUAAAAAAAUAUUUUUAAAAAUAUAUUUUAAAAAAAUUUUGGGAGGGAAAAAAAUUAACGAAACAUUAAGAGACAAUUAGAGAAUGGGCCAACAAUGGUUUGAAUUACAUUGCCAGUUGCGCUGUGAGACAAUGUCUCGGAAUGCAUAUCAAAAAGUGAGAACAAUCCGAAAUAAUUCCGAUAUACAAUUUAAAACGAUUUUUUGGACAUGUCUAAUAGCUACCUUUGAAACCAGGUAGUGCAAUAACCUAACUAAGAAAUGGAACAUUGAGAAAUAGUGACUGGAGCAGUCUCCCAGCCAUGGAAUCCAUUGAGAAGAGAAACAUCAUGGGUCUUUCAUUUCUCAAUAUCCAAAACUGCCGCCUCUUGAAAAUUCUCUAGUUAGGCACUGCCCAGUUUAAGAUGUACAUUUUGGGGCUAUAUUCUGUUGUGGUAAUCUCUGAGCGGUUAGACUCAAUUUAACCCUCUCUGGGGGAGAUUCCACCAAAAAUUAGCAGAGUAGCAAAAGCAAAAGCUUUCAAAUGCAAUAGUUACUUACACGGGGCGAGCAAAGAGAAGCCUUUGACCAUUUAGGAUUGCAAUGGACUGCAGAGUCUCAGUAAAAGUUCAAAAAGUAUUUAUUUAGGUAAAAAGGACUCCAUUGUAGAUAGAAAGGCUUGGGAGCUGUCUAGUCUACUCUAGACUGGUUUCUAAGGAAAAAUAAGAAAGGAAAAAUUACAAACAUCUAAAUAGUUACAUCUUGCCAGGAGAGACAACAAGAUGCUGCUUAUUAGCUAGAAGAACAAAGGGAGAAGAGAGAACCAAAAUGGUUCCAACCUUAUGGUCCAGUUUAUUGGGGCCAUAAAAGACAUUCUGACCAAUGAGUUAGUCUCCCUAGAGAUUCACAUUUCUACUAACUUCAAAGUAAGGGAUGUGAUGUAAACAGGAUAGAGUGAAACACAGUAAAGCCUAUCUAGGCAUGCUUUGGAAACAGGGAAAGGAUUCCCUCAAUCUAACUCUAUCCUCUAUCUGACUACAUUUAGACUUGAGUAGUCCAGGGUGAUUCCCAACAAUUAACAACCAUAAAAUUGAUUCCCAAAUGUUGUGGUAUCAUAAGUCCAGGCAAUAUUGAAUGGCAUGCUGGCAGUAGCUUUAUUUUUUAAAGCACAAAAUUUGAGUUUCCAAACAUGAAACAUAAAUAAGAAAACUGUUGACAACAAAGUAGAAAUGGCAUGAAACCAGUGAACCAGUUUUUGGAAGCUACAAGAGGAUCAAUGAAUUCAAUGUUGUUAUUUCAUUUUUGUCAGUAGAUGAAAUAAUAAAUCAUGAGGUUCAUUUCAGCAGUUGCUGGUCCAGUAUAAAACCGUGGUCUGGAGCCAAAAAAACCAAUUGCACGAUCAGGAUAAAUUCCUACUUUUUUAUCGUGUCAGAAGCGAAUUGAGACAAGUUGCUUCUGGUGUGAGAAAAUCGUCCGUUCUCAAAGAAAGCUAGGGCUGACAAAUGGGAGUUCACCCUGUCUCGUGGAUUCGAACUGCCAACCUUCAGGUCAGCAAUUCAGCCGGCACAAGGGUUUAAGCUCUCCAGGAACAAAAAAAGGCAGAUAUUUUAAUUAAAAACUACAAAUAUAACUGCUCAAAUAUUCAAACAAAUCUGUUAACUGUUGAGAAAGAUGAAGAAAGCUGUAGCUCAGGGGUCCCCAAACUAAGGCCCAGGGGGCCACAUGCGGCCCUCCAAGAUCAUUUAUCUGGCCCCCGCCCUCAGUUUUAGACUUUGACUUGAAGGCACACAACAACAACAACAACAACAACAACAACAACAACAACAACAACCAUCCUAAUUAACUUGACUAUCUCAUCAGCAAGAAGCAAGCCCACACAUCCCAUUGAAAUCCUGGUAGGUUUAUGUGGGUUAAAAUUAUUCUUAUUUUUAAAUAUUGUAUUGUUCUUUUGUGUUGUGCAUUGUAGAUGGUAAACGGAAGCUCUUACAUGUGCCCAUGAGCCCAGAGUCACCCUGCAGAACAAUGACGCACCACUCAGAUUUGCAGAACAAAUAAUACAAGAACUUUACUAAUUCCAAGAGAUCCAAAGAGCAAUGGUAUUCACAAUGGUCCCUCUGACUGCUUACAGAAACCCAGCAGUCAUAAACAGUCCCUUUUCAGUCCAUAAAUCUGCUUCAGUGAAGAAUACAGUCCUCAGAAAUAGCAAGCACUCUCUGAGUACAGAGCCAUCUUCCCCGGGCAGUACUCAGUCACCACACAGACUAACACUGAACAAAAACUUGUUCAAACCGGUUCUCCAGCAGCAGAACAGAAACAGUUUCAAAUCAAAUUACAGGUCUUUGCAGGUUCAGGCAAUCGACUUCAUUUUCCAGUUAACACACAAAUAUAGCACAGUGCCUUUGCAAACCAUAACAUUUCGUUGGCCUUUUUUUUGCACUACAAAUAAGACAUAUGCAGUGUGCAUAGGAAUUUGUUCAUAUUUGUUUUUAAACUAUAGUCUGUCCCCCCAACACUCUGAGGGACCGUGGACCGGCCCUCUGCUUAAAAAGUUUGAGGACCCCUGCUGUAGCUCAUCAAAAUCUGGAGGAAUGCACAGUCUCCAUCCCCAAUAUAUGUUCAGAGGUGCUGGAUUCAGUUCUGCGUUCUACUUUUGUCACCUAUAGUUUGGAUCAGAGAAAAAAGCAAUCCAUGCAAUGUACAAAACUGUGAUACCACCAUAUCAUCACAUAAUGAAGAAAGAAAUCAUUUUUAUACAUGAUUAUCUGUGCUUGAAACCACCUGCUUCAAAUGAUUAGAACUUGUUGGUGUGCACAUGUUGCAUUUAAGACUUUUCUGCUAUGUUGGGAAUAUUUGUAGAUUCGUAAUCCAGAGCACUCAAGACACAAUGGGGUUUAAAUGUGAAAAUUUCAAGUUAGGGACAAGGAAAAAUAACAUCCACUCUAUCUUUGCCAAACCCCCUAUGGCAGAAAUGUGGUUGCUUUCUGAUCCAAUUUUCUGGGGAACAGUUAAAAAGGACUGCUUAAAAAUAUCUUUCCUCCCAAACCCACAGCUUGAUUUGAUGAAUGUAGUUUAGUUUUAUUGCCACUGUUACCAAACUAAAAUUAGCCACAUCAGCACUAAUCACAGACCGUGGUCAGCUAAGAUUAGCAGUGGCUUUUCUAACGGAUUAAGAAAACACAUACAUAUAUACACACAUGCACUGUUUGUUUAAGAAACCAUCAAUAGAAGCAUGUCCAAAAUACUCAGUUUAUUCAACAAUUUAAACACAAACUUUCAAAGGAGGGGAGUGGGCUUUCUCCUCAUAAAUGCCGAGUUUGGUUUUAGAAUUGUCGUCUUUAUUUUUCUGUAAAAAAAACUUAAUUUAUUAAUACGUAGCUCUCAUCUCCCUUCUUUUUAUUUCAUCACUUGCUUCCUGCAUAAGUGGCCAUGAUACAGUAAAAAAGAGUUCCAUAAAAAUAUGGAUUAUGGUGUAAAAGGAAAAAAGAGCAAAGUAUAAACUGUACUAUUUAAUUAUUUUAUAAGUUUUAUAAUAAAAAUACUCUUAACUAUUUCAUUAUGUUUGGUACUUUUACAAGUCUUUAAUAAAAUAUGGAACCUCAGUGUA